Molecule: messenger RNA, 12743 nt
Organism: Rhopilema esculentum
Lineage: Eukaryota; Metazoa; Cnidaria; Scyphozoa; Rhizostomeae; Rhizostomatidae
Source: RefSeq, a predicted model, not a curated record
GAACUUUACAGUGAAAGUUAACUCAAAGCAAAUGAUUCAAUGCUAAGUGAUGUUUGCAAUAUUGAAAUGAAAAAAUAGAAAAGGAAGUAGAGCCAGCCUGAGGCGGGCAAAAUGCUCUUAAGCCUAUUUCUAAAAACGCUAAGGUAGGGACAUGGGUGACGGAAACAACAACCCUUCAGGUUCCAUUCGGGAAGUUUUGUCUCAAUGGAGCAGUAAUAGCCGGGCUAGUCUCCAUGAACGUUUUAUUCGCUACUAAUAGAUGGAAGCUAGUUUUACAUCCAUUCAGAUCCUUGCACCUUGGAAGGAUAUAGAUUUCUGGCCAGUGCAAGUGUUUUUCUUUGGUUUAAUAGAUCGGCAGUUGCGCCAAUUUUUAUCUAAGUCACAUACAGAAAUUUUCGUAACUUGGUUAGAAAAUGAACCUAGCAGAAGACCUGACAAUGCUGUAUAUGAAAUAGUAGCUGUCUCACUUUUAAUCGUAUCAAGAACUAAACGCUAAUUUGCUUCUUGAUCAAGUUAUUGUUGAAUGGACCAUAGCUGCUUUUGCUGACGGUUCUUUUGCAGCUCUGUUUAUUAUCUGGGAAAUACAAACUAUUUCCGUGUGAUUUUACUGUUAAGAAAACAGAUAUCGAUUCAGGAUAAUUUAUUAUGCGGUCAAGCGGUUAAGGGUUAAGCGGUUGAGCGGUUAGGUGGUUAGCAGUUGAACCUUAAGUGAAGGCAUACUUAAAUUCUUCUAUGGAACGUUUUGUUUUUUUUCCUGCAACUUGGGUAUCCGGUAGCUCAACGAUCAAGCAGUCUUUCAUUUAACCUGUUAACUGGUUGGUAGAAUUCCAUGUGUCAGUAUGAGAAUUCCAUGUGUCAGUCAGAAAAGAGACAGCGGGGUCCAGUUACCUAUUGUUAGAGUUUAACCAACAAAAAGGACACGCAUUUAGUUCUAGAAAAUUUUAAUCUCAAAUCCAUUGUAACUGCCAGAUAUAACCACAAAUUUAGAGCUCUCCUUGAGUUUUUUCAUCCUUUAGGUGAUAACGGACGUAAAAAAGAACCGUCUGUUCCAGCCUUAAGAGCUUGGCGAGCUUCGUGUGCUUCAAAAGUUCCUUCCCUUGUUGAUCAAACUAGUCUAUCCUGGAUUAUUUUUAGUCGUCAUCUACUUAAAGGCGUUCUGGUAUCCGCAUUUCUCUGGCGAUGCGUAUAAUUUGCUGCGUGUUUUCGUAGUUUGGCCAAUGAUCUUGGAUUUAGCGAUGCCUCAAGAAUGCCUGGACUCCUUCUUGUCGAUGCCUCUUCGCCUGCAGUGGCUGCAAAAACAGCAUUUACCGAUGCCACUGUUACUUGUCUUUCUAAGUGUCGGAGCUUCCUGUCCUUGAGCGUGUUUUCAAACUCGACAAGCCGCACUUUUUCUCUUUCCAUCGAGUUGAGUAUUUUGAGCAAUUUCGUUUCUUUUUCUGCCGUUCUGGCCUUCUCGUGUUUAGUUUCAAGCUCUUUCUGUAGCUUCUGAUUUUCUUCUACCAGUUCUUCCACCCUCGAUUCUUUAUUACGCAGGCAGACUUUUAGGGCUGAGGCCUCUUUUUGGAGAGCUAUAACCUCUAACUGGACAGCUUGCACCCUUCUUUGCGCGGCAAUAGGCCAUCGCCAUGUUUCGAGCAGUAAUCUUUUUGCAUCUCUUUGCAUCUCUUUAAUUUUUGUUUCUGUGUCUGGUUUAUGUUAGAAAGGCCUAGUUGUUCAGUACGGACUGUAAUAUUUUUGCUCAUCCUCGCAUCCAGUUAUCAUUAAACGAUUUAAUCUGCUGCAAGACUAUCUGUACAGUUACUCUGCAUCAAAACAAGCAUUGAAUCUCAAAUUUGAUUUGAUUUUUUGUUGUCCAUGGAGCCAAAUCAGUAUUCAAAGCGAAAAUUCCCACCAGGACAAUUUUUGGUUUUAUAGCCAUAGUAAACUCAUGUUAAUUGCCCACAGGGAUACAGCCAACAGAGAAAUCCAGCAAUAUCGUACGAGCUCUUGUACAAUGUAAAACACUUAAAUUUCAAGUGAAAAAUAGGAAUGACGUGAAAAGGACAACGAUUUUCUCGCAUAAAUACGCUGUCCGUGGCGAAUUUCAAUCGUAGAUGAUGAAAAAUUAAUAAGACUAAGAAGUUGAAAGAACUGAAAAGUUUGGACGUAAGCUUAGUGUAAAUCAUAACUAGCAAAAUUAUUCAAUUUUCAAAACUUCUAAAUGGAUCUAGGGUUGUAAAAACAUAGUGUAAGAGGAAGUAUAUCCGCAUGUAACUAUUCAGCUACGAUGAAAUAUAUCAUCACCAUUUUAUACUGUAUCAUAGAUAGAAGUUUAGUACGAUGCAAGAUGGCAUGAUAAUCAAUCCUUGAAUUUUUUGCAUCCUAUAUAGUUUGCAUCCUUAAAUCUUUUUAUCAAAAUCAUUUUUAUCUCUCAUUAAGGUAUAGCAAUCAAAUUCAACUAAGUAUUAGGAAUUUUCUUCAUUCUCUUUUUUCUUUGUCAUAUCCAUCCCCCUUAAUCUUUUUGCAUUCUUUUAUUCGAUCAUUCCAUUUCUAAUGUUCAGUUCAGGAAGUCAAUUUCAGUUCAUGUCAAAAGGGGCCAUUCGAUCCGGGGCCCCUGCAAAAGGUAGCUACCCUUUUUCCUAUUUUGCAGCAAUAAGAUCUGUGUCUAAACGUGCUUCGGUGUGAAAAUGCAGUCCUACUCGCACUAUUGCAGAGAGCCCAAAUUCAUGAAGGAAGCUAAGCUUGAGUACUGGAAGUGCCAAGAAUUGUGUAAACAAUAAAACCACGGCACUGCUGCGCACUUUUGAGAAAGAGAGAAAACUUGCGAGUAAUUCAAUGCAGGUAUCACAAGAACAUACCGUAAAAAAACAUGUUGUUUGAUGUUUUUAGAAUACCCUAUGCACACCUAAUUUUCGACUUAUAGAUUGAAUACUGUCUUUAAAUGCACUAUGUCCGUACGAAUUUCGAUAACGAUUUUGAUUCCCAAUUGUUUGACUAUUCAAUUGACUAUUUUCAUGUUUUCCGAUCGGCAAGCUGGAUUUUUCUCGACGUUUUCUCGAUAAUUUUUUAUUCAAAUGGUAUUGUGACCAAGAUAGCCCAUUACCUUAUAAUAAUAUUGUAUCAGCGUCUGUUUUGUAAAACAUUGAAAGCAUAACACUGCGUAUCUAAGACACAAUAGCAAUCAGAUAAAUGAUCUUACUAGGUUCACAAAUUUUGAAAUCUAGAAAUAUAAUUAUUGGCAAAGAUCUAACAGCGUAUAAAGAAAUAAUAAACAACUAUUUAAUGAACGUAUAUCAUCGACUAUUCAUGCAAAAGUUUUUCUCUUGACUCGACAAAACGAAUAAGUGUUUGGUAUGGUCUGGAACAAUCAUCUUUUUAAGAAGACUUCCUGUAGAAAAGGACGUUAUUUUAAGGCCAAAUGUAAAUCUGUAGUCACCAUCCUUGUAAAUCUGUAGUCAUAUAAAAUUGUAGUCACUAUCCUUGGUCGUCAUAUUGAAUUUUAACCAAACCUUCUCGUUGCCCAGUUUCCGAUACCAUCUAAACAAUUUCGUUCUGCCCUCUUCUCUACAGUUUAAUAUUGUGCUUCGAAGUUAAAAGAAAGGCAACGAGGUCUUCCUCAUUGCCUUAGUAGUUAAGCUUUUUGUAGAAAGAUCUUCCUUUCUUCUUGAUUCAUGAUUUAAACCUGUCUCUAUUUGAGACGCUUCUGCAAGUAUUGGCAAAUCACCAGGGCACUUGCUCGAUAGCCUUAUAGGGAUUGAUGACGUUUGGUUGCUACUUCUCUGGUUACCAGGCCUCUCUGCACCUUUCAGCCUUAGUUCAAGCUCUUUUAUCGCGUAGGCCUUUUGACCGUUCUCAUAAAGGUUCAAUUUGUAUCGUUCUUUCAAGACUUGAUGCUUUCUUUGUAUUGUAUCUAUUUGCUCUUUCAACAAUUUAUUCAUCUUCUUCGUCAUCUCAAACUCCAUUGAUAAAUACGCAUGAUCUUCUUCAUACUUUUUAAUGACGCCAUUUUUAUCCAUUAUUUUUUCUUUCAGAAACCCGACUUCUCGUUUUAGAUACACCACACUUGUGUUCGCCAUAGUUAGAUCCUUCUGUAAUUUUUUCAAUUGCCCAGUUUGACAAGCUAAUUGCCGGUCCUUCUUGUGAAAUGUUUCACAGAUAACACUGUAUUUGUCCAUAUUAUCUGCCGUUUGUUGCCUCAAGUGGCGCUUUUGUAACUGCUGUUUGUUGCCUUGAAGCCUAAAUUCUUCAUGGAUUUCAUUAGGCCAACCUGAUUCCAUUUCGGUUUUGAGUUUCUUGUGCUGUUUUUUACACUCUUGCCUGCCUGUCAUUUUAUCAGCAACGCUAACCGUCUCCACAUGAACAACCUGGGUUAUGAUUGUCAAGCUACCGAUGUUUCCCUGCUACACUCUUUUAGAUCACAUUAACCGAGAUCACAGUGCCACGAUAACAAACAUUGUCUAUGGUUAAUAAACAUUGUUGAGCAAUUACCUUGUCUUUUUUGUGGUCUUUCUUUCAAGGUUGAAUAUGAUUUCUUUCAACCUUAGACUAUUAACGCUUGUUGGUACAAGCUAGGCUCUAAUAGCCCCUGCAGGUACGUUGACGCUAUCCUGGGACGUAGUUUUAAAUCGAAUCGUAAAUGGAGGCUUACCAGUCACUGAAAAACCAGAAAGAUAGGCCAAAACUGCCCCUCAAAGAGAACAGCCUCCAUCGGUCAACAUCGUUUAGACAACCCAGAUUGUGCAAAACUCUAUAAUGACGACAUGUUUCGGAUAAUUGGCAGAGCCUGGUCGUCUUUCCAUCUAGCAGUUUUGGAGUCGAUGUACAUAAAAACGAAAAAGCCGCCAUUGUGUAGACAGAAGGAGUUUGUUAUCUUUCUUGGACUCCAUUGGUAAUUUUUCUUUAGGCUCGCAGCACUGAUUGGUCAACUAUACCAGUCUUGUGCUUGCGUUUUUCUGAUUGGCCUAUUUCGAUCAACAACUGGGUAUAUAUUUUCCAUCGUGUUCUUUCAGAACCUUAUUCUGACGUUUUAUGCUCUGAGGAGUGUCAAACGAAAAAGCUUUUAGUAUGUCGUAAAAUGUUUGCUUUUUUCAAAGCCAUUUUCAAAUUCUGUACCGCAAAAAAAUUGUUCAAAGAUAGGCCAAUAAAGCAAGCUAAAAGGAGAAAGCAAUAUCUGAUGAACUGAAGUGAUUUCCGCCAUUUUAUGCAGUAUUUAUGGAAAAUGUGCCCCCCCUUAACAGUAAAAAAAUUGAUGAGCCCCCAGGUGCUCUUUAGAGGAUUCACUGUAUACACGAUUACGAUUGGCUUAUCCAUAAUUUCAAUGACAAUGUAACUUUUCAUGUGCGAUGAUUAUCCAAAAGAUUUUGCUUCGCGAAUUAAGAAUGUCUUUCUCCUGUUAUUCUUCCACGGCAAUGCUUUGUUGUUAAAUGCAUAGUCUCUCAUGUUUUUAUUGACUGUAACGCGAAAACUAGCCUAUUAUUCUUGUGGAAUAAUCCAAGUAUCGGGUGAAAGCGGACAUUUCUAGCUUAAGGUACCGACGUAACCUCUAGAGUGAAGAAGCAGCACUUGUGCUAAAUGAGACAAUGAACGUGUUAACUCUACUUCUAUAGAACGACAAUCGGCUCAUUUUGUAGUGGCCUCAAAAAAUGUUCGGUACCUUUUAGCCAUCAAACCGGUAUCCUUUAUGAAAGACCAAGGAGAGCUACAGUUAGGGUCAGAAAGUUGCAUUUUUGUUCAUUCUGCUUUCCAGCUGCCAUCAUGAAAGGAUCUAAUUUUCACUUGCCAAGAAUUGAUUACGAGAGUAAAUUACAAUUCGUUAGUUUUCGAGAAAUGGAGGAAGCCUCUGAACGUCAAAAGAAAACCUUACGAAAGAUGCAUUACGAUAAAAUUAAUGCGAUGAGCGAAAUUGAAGUCUUGAAAAUGAGGGUUCGAGGAGCAGAUCAAGUCGUAAGGAACUAUCGUAAGCAAAUCGAAAACAUGUUUGCAGAAAUAGAACACUCGGAGGAGAAACAUCAACAGGAAAUGAAGAUCCUCAAGGAAAGUCACAGGCUGCUUGAGAAGCGAGCAACAGAAUUAUUGAAAGAUAACAGGACUCUAAAAGAAAUGAUGUUUAGUUUAAAAACGGAAAACGAGUUACUGAAAGGACGAGCAAUGUUGACGCAGAGUGUUGUGCAGAAAAUAAGCAGGGAGGAGAAAACGACAACACGAGGCGUAACAAGUGCAAGAAAACUUCGACGAUGCAAUUCAAGAAGUUCGAUGCUAACAGAUGUAGCAGAACAAUGAUUGCUCUGUUUGAUGCUUUUUCUUGAAAGUUUACAAACGGUUACAUUAUAAUAAUAUAUUGAUCGGUUGAUAAUGUAGUAAACUAUUAGAAAUAUGUAUUGGCACAGAUGCGUUCAGACAUCCAGAGACAAGAUCAUAAGGGGUCGAGAGGGAACUCGACAGAUACCCACUGCACCUAAGAAAUGUUUUCUUCACUGCAAAAUUAUUCAAUAAAAAGAUUGCUUUUUACUUAUUCAAUACGAAGUCAAAAGUGUUUCCACAAUGGGAGUGCAAAAGUCCAAAUUGAAAAUGAGCACUUAUUCCUUCCAUAGCAUUGUCCCUGGAAUGUUGUGAUCUGAAAUGGUGUAACUACAAAAUUGAUGGGUAUGUUAUUUGACAAAAAUGAGCAUUUGAAUUGCGAAAUUCGAGAUUGCGAGAAAUUUUCCAAGUUCCUUUUUAUUUCUCGACUGAUUCAAAGAGUUUCUAAAAUUUUGAGGAGGGGAGGGGGAGAAUUUCCUUGUGCUUGACAACAAAACAGAUUUUAAAAAGACAAAAGACAAAAGUUUUUAUAUGAAGGUACCCUACAUUUGUGUAAAUAUUAAGAAGUUACUGGGAAAACUACGUUUUCCUAUAACGAAAUAAUUUUUAAGAAGAAAUUGUCGAUUUUCAUUUGUUUAUUCGUGGAAAAAGAGAUAAUUAACAUAUGACAAGUACUGGAUAAAUAAAAGAAACGACAUGAAGGAUGCUAUAGCAAAUAAGGCUAAUGUUUAAAGGCAAAAAAUGUGAUAAUUUCUUAGAAAAUCAAAACCUUUUCUAUAGCACGGGUUCUUAUUUCGACUAACAUAGGACCUGGUUUUCCUGGCAGACGGCUGAGAUGUAUCAAGAUGUUAGAGCUAAGAAAGAGGUUUAUAAUGAUAAGUGGGACAAUGAGCCAUUUAGUAAUAUUUUAGAAAUCGUUAUUUUGAAGUUGGAAGUAAACGAGAUGAGAUUAGCAUGGGCAGGGUCAUUCGGAGAUUGGGGGGGGGGAGUAUUGUUUGCAUUCUAUGAAGUUAAAGUAUUGUAAAAAUGAAUGCAUAGACAUAACGAAUUUUAACUUAUUGGUCGAAAGUGUCUGCCAUUGAAAGAAAGCAGCGGAUUUCUUCGUAAGUCCCAAAGGAAUAAACGGGGGGGGGGGGUUUAUUCUUACCUGCAGAAUAGACCCUUAAAAAGGCUGGAGUGACUCCAGAGAAUGUUCGUCUAUUAUGAGAUUUCUUUAAUAGCUCACGACACUCUUCGAAUCUCUGGAGACAAGAAACGACCGUGGUUGCUCUCUGAAAAGCGAUUUGGUGUAAAUUGGCCAAGGCAGAGAUGUGUCUACAAACUACUGUAUUGCGAUCAGCAAAACAGAUGUCCUAAAUUUUCGAAAGGGAAUCAAGUAUACUAGGUUUGACAACAUGCCUAGGUUUGUUGAUGUCAGUUCCUGCAAAAAUGCAAAGCAAGCAGAGAAGCUUAAAAGGGAUUUGGAGUUGGUUGAAGAGAAGAGGCUUUGCCUGUUACAAAGUAUCGCAGAAUUACGAGGUGAACUCCACAGAAAAAAUAUUUUGCUCGAUGGGCUUUUGACGGAAAAUACAAAAGUGAAAAGAUUGUUGAAAGAAUUAGAUAUUAUAACAUCGAGAGGAAAGGAAGAAGUCAGAGAACAGAUUAUCUUUAAUAAGAAUGAAAAGCAGUCUUCAAUUGAACAGGGCCUAGAGAUCGAUCUGGAAAUCGACCAAUUAGAGACGAAGUUGUACCUUAUAGAGAAUUCGCAGAAAACUGAAAGUCACAAUGUUGAAUUGAAGCCAGGAACUAUUUCCAGUCGCCAUUCAAAACUGUCUCUUGACGAUGGCAAAACAAGAGAAUUUUACAGAACAUUUCGACGUUAUAGCAAAAACUAAGUAGCAUAGAAAGUUUCUUUGAACAAAUGGAUAUGCGAUUGAUUACAAUUUUGAAAAUCUUGAUUUGAUUGUUGUGAAAACAAAAAAGAUUUCGUAUUACCUAUGUGCAGUUCUACAGUUUUACCUCUGCAUCAGUAUCAUUUUCCUCUUAUUGUUAUUUUCAGGCUCGCACUUUCAUGUGUAUUAAUAUUACAGUAAGCCUAAGAUUUGCAGUAUUUUACAGACUUUUGAUACAUCACUAGAAAGACUGUUCUAACGGUUACACAAUUUUAGGGACUCUUUUUAUUUAGCGAGCUGUUGAACUGAAAUUUUCAUUCGCUAUUUUGGUUUGACGUCGACAGUGAGUUAUUUUGGCUCGAAUCUUUUUCGCGUUGUCAUGGCGACAGCAUUCCCGCUAAAAAUGACCUGGGAACGACAAUUUGAACUUCUAAAAAAGUUGGUGAAUUGGAAUGGAUCCUAAGCAUUUUAUUUGGAGGGAAAACCUUGAUGUUAGAAAGGAAGCCUUUUUGUGUACAGUUACUAUGCGAUUCAAUAUGCUUUCCAUGGUAUUUUAGGGGAAAUAUCUCGAUGAAGGUGGAAUGUCAUGACUGACACAAAGCAUAUCGUUGGCCUAUUGUCGUCGCUCAAAUUUAACAAUCGUGUUUGUUAUCCUGGUAAAUAGUUGCUGGAAGAAUUGAAUUGAUACAGAGAGUCUCAAAGUCUAGAAAGUUUUCAUCGGAAAAGACCUUAUUUACAUCUCACUUUGUCGAUUAGGCCACUUAUGAAAUCUGGCCAUAAACCAGCUCACUGUUUGCCAGAUGCCCUCUUUUGAUAACUGUGGGCGUUUACGUAUGCAACGAUUAAAAUCAGCAGGUCAAAGUUUUUGUAAGGAAGAGUCUAUUUGCUUCUGUAAUGAUAUUCAUGUCCAAAGUAAGUUUUCGAGCACUUGAAUCGUGAUUUUAGAUUAUAUCAAAUUUGGGAGAGUAAGUAUCAACCAAACUUUGCCCGUACAGACAGUUAAGGACGACUUUGAGGACAUUGAUGACAGUAGGUUCCAGUGUGGUGGGGAAAUUUUGAAUCGAUUCCUAUCUCAAAGUCGAGGUGAAAGAUCUGUUUGAAGUUUUUUCGCAUAAAUAUGGGAUGUAGUGCUAGUCAGAAUCUGGAUGACAUUGAAAACUUGCAAGUGAAACGAAAGAACACCGUAAUUCUCAAACCUAAAGCAUCAAUCGUAGUUGGUGAGGGCAUUGGACAAAAUAUCUCUGAUAAUGGCCUGAGAAUAGUUUUUAUCUUUGGUGGCCCUGGAUGUGGGAAAGGCUGCAUAGUCCAUAACUUGGUGAACGAAUUCAAUUUCAAAUUUAUCAGUGCAGAGCUUUUUAUUCUUCGUAGUAUUGCUGAGAGAUUUGAUGCUGAAGAUGCGUCGACAGCUGAUAUUCAGAGACUCAUCAAAGACAAUGCCAGCAUACUUACUCUUGAGUGGGUUUUGUCCAUCCUGCAGGAGGAGAUCAGUCGAUCCGACGACCGUCCGGUUUUGAUUGAUGUUAUACCAAACCUGAAAUCCCUAACCAACAAGGGAUCUUUCAUAAGGGACUGUGAUGCCGAGAUGAGUGUCUUUGAACUCGAGUUUCCAGUGUCAUUUGCAAUCAAUCUUUCUGUGAAAAAGGACCAACUUAUAAACAAAACGCACAAAAGUCACGUGGCAGUCAAAGCACAAAAGGAAGACAACAAGGGAUCUGGGCUUAGUGACGAAGUCGACACCAGCAGAACAUACAGGAGGUUUCAAAAGUACGAAGAGACAGUACAUGAUUUCAUCGAAUAUUUUCAAAAGUCAGACCGACUUUUGACAGUGGAUACCUCCAGUGGUCGUAAUGAUGUCGUAUGGGAUUCUAUCAAAGGCUACAUUCUUGACAGUGAAUUUGUGCCAAGGCAGAAUUCUUCAGAUAUAGUGAUCUUAUUCUGUUUUGCCCAACAGGAUGUUGACAAUGUCGACAAAAGCAGACACCCAAUGACAGACAUAGAUAUAUCUGAACUUGUAGAAAAUUCACAAGAAAGGAAUUUGCUGAACAUCCUGAUUGAGCUUGAGAAAUACUUGUCCAUGCAGAACUCAGAUGAAAAACAUUUCAUUAUCAAUCUUCAAGGAAUCGAUACAAGUGCCGAGGAAUUUUCAAAGAUUUCAAAGAAAUCCCUAAUGUUUGAAGAAGUCUCCUUCGGUCAGUUAGACUACUUCAUUCAUAAAGUCCGCAGAAAAUCGAAAAGGAGAAUAUCUUCAUCUAGACGAGGUCAGCAAGUUUAUAAAGCCAUAUGCUCUACUAAAAAUGAGACCCUUUUAUUCCCUCAGCACAUUAAGUCAGAGCUUUGCCACCAAAUUGCAAUGUUUUUAAUAGAAUCAAGGCAGAAACCAAAACCAAACGAUGGUUUAUAGACGUGUAUGUUCGCUCAGUCUGUAUUGCUUCUUUGAGCUUGCCAGUUAACAUGGCAAAACGUACUUCUCGAUCGUGCAUUCCUUUUUAUCAACGACUGAAUGGCGAUAGCAUAACAAAUGGAAUAUGCAUAGAAAUAAAUGUUGCAGUUCUGUUUUCUAAAAGUACCCUGGAAGCAUGGCUUUUUUAUAAAGUGCAUGGAUUCGCGGGAUCCCAAUACGACAGAGCAGGUUGCAGUUCUUGGAAGAGAGUUUGUUUAGUCAUCGGUUCUUGCAAGGGCUUCACUCCAAAAAGCUGAUGCAAAUAACCGCCUUAAGGUCUUGGAUAGAAGAUUUGCAUAAUGCCAGAUGAUGUAUGUGAUGCCUAGCAAUGCUUCUGUAGCUGAUGCUUGAAUUUUAGUAGCAUUUUGGCUUGGUUGAGUUGCGUUGUUAUAUGCUGGACGGACUGAAUUGGAUUUUAUGCGUAUUUUAUAAGUUGUUAUUCAGCUGCUUUUUGCUUAGAGUAAAGGUUUUCAAAUCCUUCAAAGAGCCUGGAAGCCUUCCGUCGUCCUUCAAAGCAAGUUUUCUGCCCUAAGUCCAGGAUACUGUUGAUACUCAGCAGUUGCAAUGGGCAAAGGCAGAGCUGUAUGUUGCGUGCUACAAUUUAGUUCAGUUCGGUUUUACAGAAGGAAACCAAGCAUAAUGCAAAGUGGACAUGGCAAUCUUCCUUCAAUGUUGUAGAGAUGUUUCAUCUAGCUGGCUGUCCAGCACAAGGCGAAGAUAGGCAAAGUCUUCUGAUGUGACUAAAAGAGAAGUUUACUAGAAUCAUGAAUUUUCGUACCCCAAUGAACUUUGUUACUUUUAUGAGAAAGUAGGAGAUGUUAAAUAAGAACAAACCAUUUGCUUUUUUACCUUUCUGAUUUUUUAAUGCCAUCAAGACUGUGAAGGUGAAAUCUUGAUCACAAAUUUUUAUUGAUAUUCAAGUAAUCCGCAAACAUAAAUAAAUCUUUGUAUGUAAUCGAUGCUUGAAAAUAUUACUUUUGUCAUGUCAUUAGGGUCUGUAUGCUACAUCUGCAUGUGGGGAUUUUAAUUUAUGCCAAAUGUCUCCACUUGACACGUGAUAUUGUGACCAAUCUUUGGUCAAUCGUCUUGUAUGGAGAACUGAUCACAUGCCUUUCAAUCACAUGGACAACGAUAUUGUGGCCCAUCAUUUGUCAACUAUCUUAUAUGGAGACAUGAUCACAUGCUUUUUAGAGCAGACAAACCAUGGAAUAUCGAUAUUUUAUCACAUUUUUUAUGCAUCACAUGACACAUGAACACCUAGUAAUACAGUAUUUGACCCCAUUUUGAAGGACACAUCACGAGAAGGCCAGUAGCGGUCGCCCCCCCCAAUAUUUCGGAGAACAAUGGUUUUUUUGUUCUAAAACAAUGAGAAGAUGUGACGUCAUCGUAUCAAAACAAUAGGCCUCCCCCUCCCUCAAUAUUUGACAAAGUGUCCACCCCUGGAGAAGUAGCCUGAGCCUCAGACUCCAAGUACUUUUAGUUUUGGGGUCUGGAACUCAGGCUACUGGAGAAGGCGCUUCGAGCGAAGCUGCCUUAAUAUUAACAGCUUUUCUAAACUACUCUUUCAUAAUUUUCCAUAAACUUUUUUAACAUUCACGAACACCAGGUAAUGUAAAGUGGAUAGAAUUUCAUAGAAACUUAAAGUGGGCAGAACCUAAUUGCGGAAUCUUGCUGCAAGAUUUGUUUUGUAUUCACACCCUCUAUCGCGUUUGUCCAUUUUUAGACAACCAUCUAUAAACAGUAGCGUAGCCAGGGUGGUAAGAUUGGGGGGAGCAAAGGCGAGCUGAGCAAGGGAAAUAUGGGGGUCAACACCCUUUGGAACGCCAAAAUACGCUUUUUCUCAAAGAGAUUAUGCCAAUUAGGGGGGGGGGGCGUCCGCCUCAUCUUGCCUCCUCGCUACGCAACUGUCUGUGAACUGUAUGGUUAAAUCUGGCUUUUAAAGCCUCAAUUGAACCAGGGUAUAAAUUAGGAUUUAAUUUCACGCUUAAUGCGCUCAUCAGUGAGCUGUGCAGCUCUGUCCAUACGGCAUCGAGCCCUUAAGGACUUACCGGUAAACAAUGAUUUUCAUUAUAUUGAUUUAAAAAGUGAUUGAAAAUAGAAUUACAGCUUUAUUGAAGAUUAUGAUUUCAAAUCACCAAAUAUGAUUUUAAUUUGUA